Messenger RNA from Micropterus dolomieu (smallmouth bass), 1553 nucleotides. RefSeq names its product CMRF35-like molecule 1. The coding region runs from base 61 to 645 and encodes 194 amino acids. NCBI's taxonomy places the organism in Eukaryota, Metazoa, Chordata, Actinopteri, Centrarchiformes, Centrarchidae. The record is from RefSeq and is a predicted model, not a curated record. The transcript is spliced from 4 exons.
GAAGCCUCUAAAUGUUACACACUUUGCUUCUGCUUUACGUAGUUUUUUUCCAUUCCCGUCAUGAAAACCUCAGGGAUCUUCUUCAUUGCACCACUUCUCUGUCUGUUCUGGCUAACAAAACAUGCUGUGGACUCAGCCCAGCUGUCAGCUCCAGGGGUGGUAACAGCCGCAUACGGAGGAUCUGUGACAGUCUCUUGUCAGUAUGACCAUCAGUUCAGAGAAUACACAAAGUACUGGUGCAAAGGACGGAUAUAUGAGCUGUGUACCAUAGUGGUGAAAACACCCAAGAACCGACAUAGUGACAGAAGCUCCAUUGCAGAUGAUAAGGAGGCAGGAGUUAUCACUGUAACAAUGACAUCUGUCAGAGAAAGUGAUCAGGAUAUGUACUGGUGUGUCAUCGCCACACCUGGAAGGAAUGUCUACACUGGUGUCAGACUGCGCGUCUCCCACACAGUGAUAACAACCACACCAGCCAAUUCAUCCCCACAAGAUGAAAUACUUUGGUGGGCAACUCUACGUUGGAUCCUUUUUAUUUUAAUGUUGUGUUGUUUGGUAUCAACACAUAUCAUUGUAUGGAGGAUAAAGACUGCAAGGAAAAGAUGGCCCCAACGACAGUUUCAACAUCAAAACUCAAAUAUUUAUUAGUGAGCUCUGCAAGACCACCAUUUUGAAUCAUGGGUGAAUUAUAAACAUGUUCAUACUGAGGGUAUGAAAUCAUUCCUCCACUGGACACUCAUUCAGUGUGUGAAUUAAAGUGAAAAAUAAACCAAGUGAAAAAGUGGCUUUCAGGCUCUUUUUCCUUAGUAUUUAAAUGAUUAAAACCUCAUUAAUUUCCGCACCAGGGCCUCAGAUAACUUUGGGCCCAACGUAUGAAUACCCAAUCAGCUUCAAAUUAGAACCUCCGGGGAACUGAGGCUCUUGGCUUUCAUUUAAGUUAUUUGCAGAUCGUAUAUGGAUGGCCAUAGAGGUUGGUAUUCAUUUAGCAUUUAAGCACCUGUUUCUAGGUCAGUGUUGUACUCCAAAGAUCUGAAUGCCAUGCAGAAUGAUAAAUCCCUUCAUGCAUAAAUGAAGGAGUAACUCUUGUGAAAUCCUGCUUUUAAAAGACAAAUAUGAACAAAUUAUAAGGUUGAAUGCACUGCUCUAUUUUUUGUUAAUUUAUUUAAGGAUCACAGAGGUAUAUUUUCUUCACAACACACACACACACACACACACACACACACACACACACACACACACACACACACGCACACACACACACACACACACACACACACAAUCUUUCUUUGAAAGUCCCAUAGCUGACACCUACAGCUGAGAUGGAGUGUUUCUCUCAAUCUUUACAAACUGGUGAUUUCCAAAAGCUAAAUUAUAUUCCAAUGUUCCCAGUAUAUGAUAUUAUAUUCUGUAAAAGAAGCAGCUGUGAUUUGUAACUUGUGUAAAUUUCAUUAACCUGCUGUUUGUAGUUGGACAAUUGUGUCUGUUUUUUAAUUGUGUAUUAGCCGUACCUACAGAAUCCAAUGCUAUAACCCAUUAAAUCGGAUUUUUGUGAAGCA